Molecule: messenger RNA, 1580 nt
Organism: Sipha flava (yellow sugarcane aphid)
Lineage: Eukaryota; Metazoa; Arthropoda; Insecta; Hemiptera; Aphididae
Gene: Ssl1
Product: general transcription factor IIH subunit 2
Exons: 2
Coding region: 347-1516 (389 amino acids)
Biological process (GO): regulation of transcription by RNA polymerase II; nucleotide-excision repair; DNA-templated transcription
Cellular component (GO): transcription factor TFIIH holo complex; transcription factor TFIIH core complex
Molecular function (GO): zinc ion binding
Source: RefSeq, a predicted model, not a curated record
UAAUUGUAUACUGUUUAUAUUUGGUUAGCGGCUUAUAUCUUAUACAUACUUUUUUUUAUAGUACCUACCGUACAUUUUACAGUGUGAACAGAUUUUUGUAGCGUUUGCAUACAAAUUUGGGUUCAAAUAACUAAUUCAUAUACUGUUAUUUAUAUAAUUUUGUACUGUACUUCAGGUCCAACUACAUCUCAAGUUUUCUCAGGUUGUUUGGGGUAACUAAAAUAUUUAACAAUUCGUUUUCGUGUUCUCAUCUAUCUUUAGUAACAGUACUUAAAUAUUUUUAUUCUUUGGUAUAUUAUACCAUACACUGCCGGCGAGUUUUAAAUUUGUUAACGUAAUUUUGAUAAUGGAUAACGAAAGUGAAGUGAAAGAAUAUCGCUGGGAAGGUGGCUAUGAAAAAACGUGGGAAGAAGUCAAAGAAGAUGAAGGUGGUAAUGUUGAAUGGUCUGUCAAAGAAAUUAUUGAAAAGUCCAAGCGGUUGCUGGCUACUCGGCAGCCUAAUGUUCGUCUUGGCAUGAUGCGACAUUUGUUUGUUAUUAUAGAUAGUUCCAACUCAAUGCUUGAAAAAGAUUUAAAACCUUCUAGACAAAUGUGCACUUAUAAAUUGCUUCAAGAUUUUCUUCAAGAUUAUUUUGAUCAAAAUCCAAUUAGUCAGCUUGGUUUAAUAACUACUAGAAACUCAUCAGCAGAACGAGUAUCAGAACUGUCUGGCAAUAGGAAAUAUCAUCUUGAAGAACUGAAAAAAACUUUGGGAGAUUUUAAUUAUUGCAAUGGACUUAUGUCUGUACAAAACUCAUUAGAAAUUGCCUUGUCUUUUAUGAAAAUGUUGCCUUCUCAUACAAGCCGAGAAAUACUUAUAAUUGGAUCCAGUUUAAGUUCGUGUGACCCAGGUGAAAUAAAUUCUACCAUAGAAUCACUUAAAUCCUGCAAUAUUAGAGUUUCUAUGAUACAUCUGGCUGCUGAGGUUCGGAUGUUUCGACAUUUAUGUGAUGAAACUAAAGGUAAACACAAUGUUAUUGUUGAUGAUGUACAUUUUAAACACAUACUUUGGUCACUGGUGGAACCUGUUCCUCUUCCAAACACAGUUGAUGCUUCUUGUGUGAAAAUGGGUUUUCCUCAAGAGUUGGAUCAAAAGCCACCAUUCACCACAUGUUCCUGUCAUUUAGCUGAAGGCGGAAAGCUAAAUGCAAAGGGUUAUUUUUGUCCACAAUGCAACAGCAAAUAUUGUGAAUUGCCUGUGGAAUGCAAAUGUUGUGGUCUCAUACUUGUAUCUUCCUUACAUCUCGCUAGAUCGUUACAUCAUCUGGUUCCUAUUAAACCAUUUAUAAAAAUUGAACUCGAAGAAGGUUCUAGUGCUUAUUGUUAUGGAUGCAGGAAAAGAAUAAAGGUUCCUGCUGAAAACGUUUACUUCUGUGAAACAUGUAAAAGACAUUACUGUGAUGGCUGUGACAUUUAUGUGCAUAAUACAUUACACGUUUGUCCGGGAUGUGCAGUUAAGCGUGAUGAAAAAAGAUAAUAUAAGAACAAAUUUUAAUUAGUGUAUUAAUUAAUAAUUCAUUACUUGCUGUAUAAAUUAAACA